UCGGGCUGACCAGCUCCCCUACCUCCCAUGCUCCCCUCCGUCUUGCUCGUCGCAUGGUGCCACCCGUCACCCAGUCUCCCACGUUCUGUUUGUCAUUGCUGGGGGCCGCUUCUCUCGGAUGUGAGCCAGGAUUAGUCGCUUACCGCCAGGCUAAAGCGGCCUCAUGCAGGUCGUCACACAAUCCCACAGCUGUCAUUGGCUGGGUCUCUUGGAAACCUUCCAAACUCGUUUUCAGCCGCUAGCCUAUCAGGGGCUCGCGCCGCUCAGACUGGCAGGCUGGGGUUGCGCCGACCAGCAGGGAUUGGCCGAGUGGCCGAUUAAAUAUGGGGCAACCGACCAGGGUCCAGGGACCGAUCACCUGCAGAGGGCGGCAACUGGGCCAGGAUUGCAGGUCUCCCCUCAGUCGAGUCCGGCUGUCGAGGGUGUUUUCUUGCGCAAACUGCAGCUCUUGCCGCUGACCAGAUCGCACCCUCGCCCUCCAACCCCCUGCCGGCCCAGCUUGGUGUGGCCGGCCGGCCUAUCACAGCGCAGCCGACGAUGAGUGCCACGGCGGCCAGGCCCAAUCAGUGCCUCGCGCCUGCAGAUGGCGGUUCCGGCAUGGCACACUCCCAGCUGGGGCGGCAGACGACGGGCUCCCAGCUCCUCACCCCCCUCGAAUGCCUCCUCGCGCCGCUCCUGCCUCCCAGGGUGGGCGACCCGCGCACACUUCCCGUCGAUCCGCUCAGGAUCACCCUCCUCCUUGUUUCCACGACAGCGUUGUGCGACUGCAAGAGCUUCGGGACUAGACCAACAAGUGAGCUGGCCACCGGAAAACCAAGACUAGCGGCGCCUCGCAAACACGGCAUCGAGAAGCACAACCGCCGACGCACCUCAGACUCGCAACAUCACGCGCUGGGCCUGGGCCGAUCGUGCAGAGAGGGCCAGCCUGUGUAA
Molecule: messenger RNA, 933 nt
Organism: Gaeumannomyces tritici R3-111a-1
Lineage: Eukaryota; Fungi; Ascomycota; Sordariomycetes; Magnaporthales; Magnaporthaceae
Exons: 2
Coding region: 538-933 (131 amino acids)
Source: RefSeq, a predicted model, not a curated record